GUGCAGCCCUUAGAAGGCUCCCCCUUUGGUUUCUGUUUCCGCUCGAUUGUUGUGGCAGACGUCGGGGCUGGAUAUUGGAAAGCCUCCGCAGCACCGGGCAGGUUGUGAGAUGCCGGGCGGAGGCCGCUGCCCCGACUGCGGCUCCACUGAGCUGGUGGAAGAUUCGCACUAUUCGCAGAGCCAGCUGGUGUGCUCUGACUGCGGCUGCGUGGUCACCGAGGGAGUUCUUACUACCACCUUCAGCGAGGAGGGUAACCUCCGAGAAGUAACAUACUCCCGAAGCACAGGAGAAAAUGAACAAGUUGGUCGCAGUCAACAACGAGGUCUCUGCCGAGUGAGGGACCUCUGUCGAGUUUUGCAGUUACCAUCAACAUUUGAGGACACAGCAGUUGCUUACUAUAAACAGGCAUACCGACACUCUGGUAUUCGUGCUGCCAGACUGCAAAAGAAGGAGGUGUUGGUUGGGUGCUGCGUCUUAAUCACCUGCCGGCAGCAUAACUGGCCCUUAACCAUGGGAACCAUCUGCACCCUGCUGUAUGCAGAUUUGGAUGUGUUUUCUGGCACUUACAUGCAGAUAGUGAAGCUCCUGGGGCUGGACGUGCCAUCUCUUUGCUUGGCAGACCUGGUGAAGACCUACUGUAGCAGCUUCAAACUGUUCCAAGCCUCCCCAUCUGUGCCAGCCAAAUAUGUGGAAGACAAAGAGAAGAUGCUGUCACGAACACUGCAGUUGGUGGAGCUGGCAGAUGAGACGUGGCUGGUGACUGGGCGGCAUCCCUUGCCUGUUAUCACUGCUGCUACUUUCCUGGCUUGGCAGUCGCUGCAGCCUUCAGAUCGUCUGACAUGUUCCCUGGCCCGAUUUUGUAAAUUGGCAAAUGUGGACCUGCCCUAUCCCGCUUCCUCCCGCCUACAGGAGCUGCUGGCUGUGCUGCUGCGGAUGGCUGAGCAGCUGGCCUGGUUGCAGGUUCUGAAACUUGACAAAAGGUCUGUGGUGAAGUACAUUGGUGAUCUGCUCCAGCACCGCCACACAUUGAUCCGCAAGGCCUUUCGAGAAGGAACAGCAGAAGUAGAGGCCCAGAAGGAAUUGCAGGGGAUGGGACAGGGGCAAGGACAAGGAAAAGAGGAAGUGGGGAAUAGUUCCUUAGAUUUUCCUGAGAGGAAGCGAUCAGCUAGUCCUGCCCUUCUCCUCCCACCCUGCAUGUUGAAGCCCCCAAAGCGGGUCUGUCCUACACCCCCUGUCUCCACAGUUACUGGAGAUGAGAACAUUUCUGAUAGUGAAAUAGAGCAAUAUUUGCGUACCCCUCAGGAAGUUAGGGACUUUCAGAGAGCCCAAGCCGCUAGACAGUUUGCUGCCAUGAGUGGUCCCAAUCCUCCCUGAUGCACUUCACCCCAUUCUGACAGCAGCCAGAUAAUAGGCCUGUCAUAUCCAGAGAAAUAAGUAUAUACAAGUCCUUAGGUGUUAUCUUUCCUGUUUAAAGGAACCAAGACAGGUUCUGAAGUUAAUUGGAGCCCAGGUCCUGGAGUAGAAAUCAGAAGGAGCGUAGGACGCUUAGGUCGGAGAAAGUCCCCUCCCUUGGUGCCAGAGAGCAAGUUGCACAUGCUCACAUUCUUUGGGGUGGUUUUUAGACUCUUGGGAGAGGGCCAGGCUCUCUCCUGCUCCUGGUUUGAACUGGAUAUACUGCUGCUGCAGGCCUGAUGGGGCCUCCCUGCUGGUGUGGAGCAAUUGGCAUUUCCAAUGGUAUUAGCCUUCAGAGGACAGGAACUGGGCAACUGCCCUGUGUCCUUUUAUAGGCCGUGGGUUCAUGUGCAUGGUGUCAUGAGAUCUUCUACCUCGUAACAAAAGGACCAUGGGUGGAGCAAGGUUAUAGCUUAAAGGGCUUUGCAAAAUUUUAAUAUAUUAAAACAAGAGGCAUCUGCUAGAAAACAUUCUAUUGUAUAAAACCCGAGCUUUUAAAAACAUGUUUUCUUUGGCACUUUUCAUCCCCUCCCUCCCCUUUCCCCAGCGUAUUGCAAAAAGCUCUCCAGUGCUAAGGCAUUGGCAGGGUAUGUAAACAGCAGCCAGCAUAUGUGGAAGAAUAAUACAAAGCGUUUUUUUUUUUUUCUUUCUUUUUUUUUUCCUGUCUAAUAUUGUCUGUGCAGCAAGCAUAAAUAACAGGAUCCAUCCCAA
Molecule: messenger RNA, 2164 nt
Organism: Pteropus alecto (black flying fox)
Lineage: Eukaryota; Metazoa; Chordata; Mammalia; Chiroptera; Pteropodidae
Gene: BRF2
Product: BRF2, RNA polymerase III transcription initiation factor subunit
Exons: 4
Coding region: 110-1375 (421 amino acids)
Biological process (GO): transcription initiation at RNA polymerase II promoter; transcription preinitiation complex assembly
Cellular component (GO): nucleus; transcription preinitiation complex
Molecular function (GO): RNA polymerase II general transcription initiation factor activity; TBP-class protein binding
Source: RefSeq, a predicted model, not a curated record